Molecule: messenger RNA, 957 nt
Organism: Microthlaspi erraticum
Lineage: Eukaryota; Viridiplantae; Streptophyta; Magnoliopsida; Brassicales; Brassicaceae
Source: the annotation of a GenBank genome assembly
AUGGAGGAUCAAAAGCAAACGAGUUUCACGUUUGAGAUAGAUAACUUCUCGGAGAAGGAAGCUACGAUAUCAUCACCAACAUUCUCAAGCGGUGGCUGCGAAUGGUUUGUUAAUGUUUAUCCCAAAGGAAGUUAUAAUGUUGAUGAUCACUUGUCUAUGUACCUCCAAGUUGCCAAUCCUAAAUCAUUGAGACUUGGAUGGAAAAGACGAGCUGAUUAUUCCUUCUUUCUGGUGAAUCAAUCAGGCCAAGAGCUCUUCAAAAUAAAUGAAUCGUUGAGCCAAUUGUUCUGCGCUCAGUUCUCAGGACGGGGUAUUGCAAAGGCCGUACCUCUUAAGAAGCUUCAAGAAAAAGGGUUUCUAGAGAAGAACAAAUUGAUAGUUAAAGUGGAAGUCAAAGUAGUUGAAGUUGUUGAUCAAGGAAAAACAACUAGAAAAGAGACGAUUGAUUAUAAUGGUUUCCACGUUCUGAAUUCUCAGGUUUAUUCAGUGAGUCGGGUUUUGGUAGAACAUCCUGACUUUGCAGAAAAGUUGAGAUUUAAGAACCAACUGCUGAAGACAAGUUUCAUGAAUAUCCUCCUCGGUCUCAUCCAGACACUGGAAAAGCCUCCACAUAGCACCUCUGAGACUGAGCUAAGCAACGCGCAUAGCCAAUUGAUCGAGCUAACGGAAGCGGGUUUCAAGCUGGACUGGUUGAAGACAAAGCUUGCUGAGGUUACCUUGGAGAGGAAGAAAUCAAAUUCUGAUGAUUGUCAAGUCCAAGAACUCGAGGAACAAAACAAGAAUGUCAAAGUUGAACUGAACAAGGGGAAAACAAAGUCUACUGCUAAAGUCGUAUCACUGGAGCAGAAAGUGUCGGAUCUUCAAAGUGAUGAUCUUAACAAGAAGACGGCCAAAUCUGCUUCUCCUAAAGCUUUUUCGUUCAAGGAUGUUGUUUACUUUUGGAAUACCAAGAAGUAA